Rhinocladiella mackenziei CBS 650.93 is the source of this 1476-nucleotide messenger RNA. RefSeq lists its product as uncharacterized. Lineage: Eukaryota; Fungi; Ascomycota; Eurotiomycetes; Chaetothyriales; Herpotrichiellaceae. The record is from RefSeq and is a predicted model, not a curated record. Gene Ontology annotation, molecular function: heme binding; oxidoreductase activity. The transcript is spliced from 2 exons. Bases 1 to 1476 code for a protein of 491 amino acids.
AUGUCGAAAAUGCUCCAUGGCUUGGAAGUAGCGAAGCACAACUCUCGUGAAUCCUGUUGGGUCAUCGUUCAGGGCAGAGUGUACGAUGUGACCGACUAUCUCGACAACCAUCCCGGUGGCUCAGCGAUUCUGUUGAAGUAUGGCGGUAAAGAUGCGACCGCAAUUUAUGAACCAAAUCAUGCCGAAGGGACGAUCGAAAACGGACUUCCACAAGAAAAGCAUCUCGGCCCUGUCGAUCCGGCGACAGUGUCAACAGUGACCAAACCAGAAGUACCUCACGAUCGGGACCCAACGGCCAAAAUCCCGCUUUCUCAUUGCUUGAAUCUCGACGAUGUCGAACUUGCGGCCGAACGAAUCAUUUCGCGCAGUGCAUGGGUUUACUUCCAUUCCGCCGCCGACCGUCUCGGAGCACUAAACAAUAACCGGGAGGACUGGCAGAAAAUCACCUUGCGGCCCCGCAUCAUGCGAAAUGUCCGGCGCGUCAACAUGGAGCGGACGAUACUGGGUCAGAAGAGUCGAUUGCCCUUUUUCAUUGCUCCAGCCGCUCGCGCAAAAUUGGUCCAUGAGGACGGCGAACGGUGUCUGGCUCGAGGUGCAGCUAAGGCCGGAAUUCCAUAUUGCCCUAGCACGUAUUCGACGAUACCGCACGACGACCUGGCCCACUGUUUCGCGUCCGUGAAAGGAUCGAGUCCGUACGGCGCCCUGUUCUUCCAGCUGUACGUGGCGCACGAGAAGUCUCGAACCAUUGAGCUCAUCACCAUGGCUCGGGAACUCGGUUUCACGGCCUUGGUCAUCACGGUGGACACUCCGGUCGUGGGGAAGCGAGAGGAAGACGAGCGCUACCGCGCCGAGCUCGCCACUGCAUCGGGCGAUGACACGUUGUUGACCGAGUGGUCUCGGCCUCAGGAGAAUGAGGACGGCCCUCCUCUGCGCGGCCACCACAGUUCAACCCUCAAUUGGGAGGACUUACCAUGGAUACGGGAGGCUUGGCAGAACUCCGGCCCUAUCGUGUUAAAGGGUAUUCAGACGGCCGAGGACGCAGCAUUGGCUGCUGAGUACGGAAUCGAUGCAAUCUACCUCUCCAAUCAUGGUGGAAGGCAGUGCGAUGACGCACCCAGUGCUAUCCGGACACUAUUGGAGAUUCGACGAUUCUACCCUCAUUUGCUUGGAAAGAUGGAGAUAUAUCUGGAUGGAUGGGUUCGUCGAGGUACAGAUGUUCUCAAGGCAUUGUGUCUGGGCGCCACGGGGGUGGCGCUGGGUAGGCCCUUCAUGUAUUCGGUUGCGAUGGGCGAUGAAGGCGUUUUGAAAGUUGUUCAGCUGCUGAGCGAGGAAAUCGAAACGACAAUGAGGUGUAUGGGUGUGACAAGUCUGGACCUAUUGAAUCCGUCUUAUGUGAACACCAAGAGAUUGGAGGUAGAGUUGCCGGACAACCUGGGGGUUGGAGCCCCGUGGCCCGAACCGAAGGCCAAGAUAUAG